AUGGCACAGGAGAGUGGCACAACGCUGCAAAGCUACCACUUGGGACCUCUAAGUUUGAAUAGCACGCCAGUCGACCUUAUCGAGUCACAACCCCCACUGCCUCCAAUCCAUGAUGACUUCUUUCAUUCCAUCUCCACUGCAAUUCCCAGCCUAGCACCUCUUUCCGAGGAGGCACGCGCCGCCACCACCACUGAGCACAAAAUGACUUUUCGGCAGGGGUGUUAUCUCUACCCCAAGGCCAUUGCGUGGUCGGGGCUACUAUCAAUGGCGAUUGUCCUGGAGGCUUAUGGAACUAUUUUGAUCAAUGGCUUUCUUUCGCUUCCGGUGUUUCGGCAGUCCUAUGGUACACCGACCGGUGGACAAGAUUAUGAGAUUUCUGCUACGUGGCAAGCUGGCCUUGUUAAUGCAGCUUACGCGGGUCAGAUUUUGGGUUUAAUGUUUAAUGGCGUUCUAACAGAUAGAUUUGGCCAUCAGCGUGUCAUGGCUGGGUGCCUGGUUGUCUUAUCGCUAUUUUUGCUCCUGAUUGUCUUUGCAUCAAAUAUCCAGAUGCUCGUAGCAGGCUACGUCUUGUGCGGAUUACCCUGGGGGGCCCUACAAACGUUGAGCAUGGCAUACGCGGCGGAUGUCUUGCCAGUUGUCUUACGAGCUUACCUGACGUCGAACAUUAACAACUGCUGGCUCCUCGGUCAACUCGUGGGAGUUGGUAUGAUGCGUAUAUUCAUCAGCGACCCGUCGCAAUGGUCAUACCGGAUUCCAUUGGCUCUGCAGUGGGCAAUUUUGAUCCCAAUUUUGAUUGGGAUCCUCUUUGCACCUGAAAGUCCUUGGUGGCUUGUACGUCAUGAAAGGAAUGCGCAGGCGAAAAAGGCCCUUCUUCGGCUGACUUCAGUCGGUCCCGGCAACAGUAUCGACAUCGACAGGAUACUGGCUAUGUUGCGCCACACUAACGAGGUAGAAAAAUACCUCAGCGGUGGCGGAGCCUCGUAUCUCAACUGCUUCAAAGGUACUAACCUCCGACGCACUGAAAUUGCCUGUAUGGUCUGGAUCACGCAAUCACUCUGUGGUGCAGCCUUGACUGGUUAUGCAGUAUAUUUCUAUGAACAGGCAGGCUUGUCUACUGCCCAUGCCGUCACGGUUGGGAUUGGAAUGUUCGGAGCGGGAAUAGUCGGAGGCAUUCUCUCCUGGAUUUGGCUGCGCAUAAUUGGCAGACGCACUAUGUACCUGUUUGGUCUGAUCCUUUUAUUCAUUGUUUUGAUGAUUGCAGGCGGAGUGGGUACGUUAAAGGAACGCCAGACCACUUCUUGGGUUCUCGGCUCUUUAAUCGUCUUGUUCACGUUUAUUUAUGACACCACUAUCGGCCCUGCCUGCUAUGUCCUCGUGGCCGAAAUACCCUCCUCUCUCCUGCGAAUCAAGACUGUCGUCCUCGCUCGCGUCGCAUAUAGUUUGAGCAGCCUCAUUGUCAAUGUUGUCACAACGCGCAUGCUGAGCCCAACAGCCUGGCACUGGGGGGUAAAAGUUGUUUCUUAUUCGCUGGCACUACUGUCUGUUGUUUUAUCUGGGCAUAUUUCCGUCUCCCAGAGCCGAAAGGGCUUACUUACUUAGAGCUAGAUAUCCUAUUCAACAAGGAGGCAUCGGCCCGCAAAUUCCGGCAGUUCCGGGCGCACCUCGAAAGCUCUGGUUAUUUCAGUAUUGCUCGGAUUGAUCGUCCUGACAGCAUUUGGGACCCUCGCUGAUCAAUAUUUGUUUGGCGUUCGAAAAAGGAACACCAAAAUGUUGGACAAACAUGACUGAUAACCGACCGAUAUAUUCGAAAAAUCUCAUUUAUAGGAUGAGACCGAUUCCAGUGAAAGCAUGAGGCUCAUCAGAAUAGAUGACGUUCUUCCUCUUGCCCUCCAGGUCGCACUGGUAGAUGCUGCCACUAAGAUCGGUCAUGUAAAUGUGACCGUUCCUAGUAUCGAGCUUCAAGCCAAGUGCCUCGUGGAGAUGCUUGGUGAGAAUCUCAGGCUCCUGCGAAGAAGUCUCCGCCAGAAGGCCAAGGGCAUUUGGUGCGAAAUGCAAUACACUAUGAUGAUCCUUUUAAAUCAGGCAGGAAGGCAUGACGAGAGACCAGCGGCGACAAGGCUACACAUGUGUGCGAGGGACAACAAAGAGGGGAAAGGGGCACAUGAUCAGGAAUCCAACCAACAACCAAUGAGAGGAAGGCUUGGCGCGAAACUGGUGACGCGCGCUACGCACGCCGAGGCCCUGAAACGACGAGGAACAGCAGAACAGCGGCAAAUUUUUCGUCCGCUCACGUGCGCAAGGGCUUCGUUACCAAUCGGGCGGCAAAAGAGAAAAGCGCUUCUGGACUAAGCACUUCACCCUUGCUCUACCCCCUUACUUGUCCGGCCCACCUGAUAUCAACAGGACUCCAGGAAAAACUCCACUUAAAGAAUGACCAACCUGGACAAGGCAACACGAUGGGAGUCUAUUGACCGAAAUGGAUUCGAACAUCUUCAGGUUCGGACGACACUCGGCGGUUUUGUCGCACAGAGCGUGGUGAUCGGGGCUCUGGAUGACGCAAAAUACGGGAUAUUCUACCGAGUGGUUCUUGAUGGCAACUGGGCAGACGGCAACUGAUCAGAAACUGGUUCUGAGUGCAGACGGCCAAGGAAAGUGGCUCAAUGCUAACGGAAAAACCUGGCUAGACUUGAUGAAUGCGUUGAUAUUGACAUUUCUGCAAUACCAUUUACCAAUACCCUCCCGAUCCGUCGCUUGCAACUGAAACAAGGUGCAGGGCAAGUCCUCCGUGUUGCGUAUAUACCGGUUCCGGCAUUGAAGCCGGUCGCGGUGGAGCAGCGGUAUACAUGUCUCCAGCAGAACCGAUUGUAUCGCUACGAGGGCUUGACUUCGGGAUUUGUGGCGGAGCUUACCACAGAUGAGGAAGAAUUUGUCCUCGAUUACCCUGGGCGCUUAUCGUAAGAAACAGGAGAAGUCUAAUACAUACGUACACUCGGAUUUGGUGCUGGCAGCGGCCAGCAAGACCUGAGAGGCUAGCGAGGGCAGAGUAUAACCGCGGCUUCAUAAUGACUCCUAGUUCGUGAGGCCUAGCACGCGGCAGUUAAGGCAGGAACGUCUCAGGUAGUCGCUACUGCGAAUACCACUUCAGUUAUGAUAUCACUGCGACCACUUUACUUGAUAUCUCCUGCGGAUAGCUUGUAGAAACUAGUCCAAUAAUGAACACACCACAUAAGCUUACAAAUUUGCUUCAAAACCGAGGAACCGAUUGGCUCCCGGGCAUGGGUC
Messenger RNA from Penicillium samsonianum, 3282 nucleotides. RefSeq lists its product as uncharacterized. Gene Ontology annotation, molecular function: carbohydrate:proton symporter activity. The record is from RefSeq and is a predicted model, not a curated record. Gene Ontology annotation, biological process: transmembrane transport; carbohydrate transport. Gene Ontology annotation, cellular component: membrane. The coding region runs from base 1 to 1599 and encodes 532 amino acids. Lineage: Eukaryota; Fungi; Ascomycota; Eurotiomycetes; Eurotiales; Aspergillaceae. The transcript has 3 exons.